Molecule: messenger RNA, 945 nt
Organism: Micromonas commoda
Lineage: Eukaryota; Viridiplantae; Chlorophyta; Mamiellophyceae; Mamiellales; Mamiellaceae
Exons: 1
Coding region: 1-945 (314 amino acids)
Biological process (GO): poly(A)+ mRNA export from nucleus
Cellular component (GO): nucleus
Source: RefSeq, a predicted model, not a curated record
AUGUAUGGAGGCUUUACGUUUGGUCAUGUCUAUGGCUUCAACAAGCCGAAGAAGGCGAAGAAGGCCGCAAAGCCCCCAAAGGAUAACUGGUUCGAGCGCCUCUCCAACGACGAGCUCAAGUCUUUGUGCAGAUCCGCAAAGCUGCCGGUGAGCGGCACCAAAGCCGAGCUCGUGGCCCGCCUUCUGGAGGACCAGAGCACGGCUCGCUUCGGCGUCGAGUCCAAAGCGAGUGUAUUCCGCCGCGACGGCGAGUAUAUUCCCGGGACCGAUGGCGAGACUCUGGAGAGCCUCAAGGACCAGUGCAAGAACGCCGGCCUCAGCUCCACGGGCUCCAAAUUCAAACUCGUGGAGCGUCUCGUGCAGCACGCGCACGGGACCGGCGCACCCAAGCGAGCCGCGAACGUGAUGCUCAACCCCGAUGGAUCCACGGCGUACGAUGAGAACGGCAAGGCGGUGGUGAAGAAGCGCAAGGUGGGCAAGCCAACCAAGCCCAACUUGGACAAGAUCAAAGAACGCAUGCGCGCUCAGAUCUUCGUCGACAAACGCAAAUGGAGCGACGCCAAGUACAAGGCGCACGCCUCGGUCGUGUGCGAGACGGGGGACAAGAUCAUCACCGCCGAGGUUGAAAAGAAAAUCUCGUUCUUAAAUGAACGCGACCCGAUCGCGUACAAAGUCUGCGUCGAGGUCAUUCGCGCCAUCGAUCAAUCCUGGGACGGGUACGAACUGACCGGCCAAGGUCGGUGCUCGUGGGAGCUCCGAUCGCUCCUCGAGUCGGUCGAGUUCUUCAUCGGAGAGGGCAAGCCCGCGGCAGGUAUGACCGAGGAGGAAAUCAAGCGCGACGAGUUCCAGAUCGAACGAGUCGCAGCGCAGAGAUGGUGCACGUCCCUCAGGGCGAAGUACAGAGAGUACGUCGGCGAGGAUCUUGAGAAGUCAUUUUACUUGUAA